AGACUGGUAAUGAAGCUUUGUGCUGGUCAGUGAUGCCCCCUCCCAAGCUCCCUCGGCUCCGCCAGUGCGGCAGCCUGACUUCCCUAAGUCUACGAGUGCUGGAAAAGUCACUUCUUCGAGCCUUUUAUGUUUUGGGCAAGAAAGGAUACAAGAAUACACCUGAAGAUCUAUUAGUUGGUAGAAUUCAAAACGACGCCAUUACAAUGCUCUGUGAAAAAGAUAGUCUUCACCUUAUGGAAGAGAUGCGCUCAUACCUCUUCCCCAAACUUCCCAGUUGUUAUCGGCAACAACUGGUAGAUGAUAUUUUUACUGCAAUGGUUUCUCCAGAGUUUGAUGAAAAUACUUUGAUAACUGAUAUAGAGUUUAAAUUCAAAUCAUAUGAUGUAAUAGCAGGAACUAGUCAUAUGAAUCAGAUCAUUAAAAUUUAUUUAAAAUGUUUAUUGGUUGGCUAUGUAACAAGCUUAGACUGUGGUGAACUGUAUGCAAUGGAAAGCUGUUGGGUGGAUCGGGCUCGCACAAUUUUGCACACAUGGGGCAAAGUCAAGGGGGAUGGCUCUGAGUUUGUUAAAGGAAUAAAAUCAAAGAAAGUUAAUGUAACAGCAGUAGAGUCCAUGUGGAAGGACUUAAUAUUUGAGCACAGCCGGGAAGUAUGUCAGGGUUUGGUUGCAUCUGCUUCUUACUUCCACCAACUGGUCCAUAUCAAUGUUGACCAUGUUUCAACAGGGAAGCUGAUCUGGACAAUAGGAUGUAAUUGUCCACUUCUAGAGCAUUUAAGUUUGUAUGUGGACACAACAGAUAGAAGUAAAUAUAAUGUACAUUUUGAAGCUGACUUAAUUAGUAGUUUAAGCUCUUUAUAUAGUCAUAAGAAAUAUACACCAUCCUCCUACCGUGGAAGGCCAGUUGGAUGCCCUAAAAUGCAGACAAUGGUUAUGCCUUCAGUAACAAUGCAGAGAAUUUUAGAGAAAUGCACAGCCAAGCUCUUGUGUUAUUUACCUCGUCUAAAAGAGGUGAUUAAUGUAUGUACAACAGGAACAUUUCAGGCACUGCUUGAAGAAAAAGACUACAAGCAGAAACCUCUCAAGCUCAUUAAUAUUGAUGAAUCCCGUGCAAGAGACAUUGGCUUAGAAGAUGUCUGUGAUGAUUUAAAGCGUGUCUUCCCAAAGGUGACGAGUGCUAAAAUAAUGCAAAGGAAGCAGCGAGAAGGCCUCAGAAUAUUAUCCAAUUUUCCUGGACUAAAGAACCUUGAAAUAGUAACACCAGAUGAUACUGAAAUUGAACUUGGGACCAAUUUUACCCAAAUAACACAUUUCAAGAGUAACUGCAAGUGGGAUGUUACAAAACUGGCAGCAUUCUCUCAACAAGCACCCAACCUAGGUAUUUUGUUUCUCCUCUCGGGUUCCCUCCAUAGGCACAAGAAAUCACGGGAUUUUAUCUCUUUCCCAGCUUUGAGGUGUAUCAAGUUACAAGAGAUGACUCACAUAGACCCUGAACCAUUUACAGCAUUGAUCCGGGGUACCCAUGUUCUCACUCACAUAUUAUUAGAAGAUAAGGAAAUUUUUUUAAAUGAUUUCACGGUUAGUGUGAUCAAAAUCCUCAAUGAUACAGUUGUUACUGCCAUUAUAUCUUCACUUAGAAGACUGGUUGUUUUCCAGGCAUGUGUGAAAGAGUUUCGUGGCAACUUUCACUAUUCCAUGACCAUGAAGAGUGUCGACUGCUUUCUUAAAAACUGCCCAAAGUUGGAAGUGAUUGGUAAUUUAUUCCACUGGGACAUUCCAUACAAAGACAUAUUGAAACUAAAGAAAAAGGCAAAGGAAAAUAAUUGGAAUGUUAAUUUGCAAUCUGUAGAUAACAUGUUAUAUACUGACAUGUGAACAAUGAAAAGUUUUACAGUAUAUUGGUUUACCAGAAGAGUAGUGUUUUUAAAGCCUUAUUAAUACAGUAACUCUUUGAUUUACACAAAUUUUGCUACAAAACAAUUUGACAAUAUAUGAACAAUUCACUUUAUAUGAUUUUUGUUUUUGUUUUAACGUGAUCACCAUGGUUGAGAACUGGUCUCUGAGAAGCCAGCUGCAACAUGCCACACAGGAUAUCCCUCGAUGGGCAACAUUCAUUCUCUCAGACCAUGCAAUUCUCAUCUUGUUUGUUUAUCAAAGUGAUAUGUUUAUCCUGAUAAAUCUGCAUUAUCCCUUAAUAAUCAUGAGUAAAAACAAAAGCUAGAGAGAGCAGUGCCUUUACACAAAAAGUGUUUCUGAAAGUUUUUGAAAGAUCUGUAAAUAGUGAAUGUCUGAAAGAUACUCUACUAGCACUAAGCCUUAUUGAAGCAAUGUAUAGAACUGUUUGUGCUAAUGCUGACAAAAUAAAAGCUAGCUUUAAGAGUGUUACUCCAUUAAGUCCACUGAAGAUUAGUUGUUCAACCUCUCUGAAUACAGAACCAAUGGAAAAGCUGUUGAACACAUGGAUUGAACACAAACGUCUUGUUAAGUUUACAAGUGAUACAGAUGAAAGCCAAUUUUGUUUUAAUAACAUUUUCUUUAAUAAAAGGCAAUAAACGUU
Homarus americanus (American lobster) is the source of this 2553-nucleotide messenger RNA. RefSeq lists its product as uncharacterized. Lineage: Eukaryota; Metazoa; Arthropoda; Malacostraca; Decapoda; Nephropidae. The record is from RefSeq and is a predicted model, not a curated record.